Molecule: messenger RNA, 1509 nt
Organism: Rhineura floridana
Lineage: Eukaryota; Metazoa; Chordata; Lepidosauria; Squamata; Rhineuridae
Product: ubiquilin-1-like
Exons: 1
Coding region: 1-1509 (502 amino acids)
Biological process (GO): ubiquitin-dependent protein catabolic process
Cellular component (GO): cytosol
Molecular function (GO): polyubiquitin modification-dependent protein binding
Source: RefSeq, a predicted model, not a curated record
AUGGUUGAAAGCCAGAAAAUCCCCGGGGCUGACCUCAGAGCCACCAGUGAGCCGCAAGUUGUUCGAAUCCUCGUGAAGAUGCCCUGGCAGAAGGAAGAGUUUCUGGUCCACAAGGACAUGUUUGUCAGAGAGUUCAAGGAACACGUUGCUAGGCAUUUCUCCUCUUCUCCAGACCAAGUCGUGCUGGUGUAUUCCGGAAGGAUCUUGAAAGACCACAAGACCCUUGGCCAGCACAGGAUCCAUCUGGACGGUGAUGCUACUGUCUAUGUGGUGAUCCGGUCUCACCGGGUGCACCCGUCCCGGCAGACUUCUGCUGUUCCAACCAGCACCACUGCCUCAGAUCAAAAGCCCUCCCGGAGUGGCACUUUUGCUAGCUACGGCCUCCGGGAGCUCACAGCUAGCCUGGGCCUCAACACGGCCAACUUUACAGAGUUCCAGAGCCAGCUCUUGUCCAACCCUGACAUGAUGCUCCAGCUGUUAGAGAACCCCUUCAUCCAGAGUAAGCUCUCAAGCCCCGACCUGAUGAAGGAGCUGGUCACCAACAACCCUCAGGUACAGCAGGUGAUCCAGAAAGCCCCUGAGAUCAGCCACGUCUUCAGCUCUCCUGAAGGCAUGAGGCUGGUGGUGCAGCUGGCAAAGAACCCAGCUGCUGUGCGAGAAUUCAUCAAAUCCCCGCCCCAGGCCGUCAGUGUACCUGGGAGUGUCCCUGGUGGCGACAACAACAGUGUCCUGCAGUACACUCUCCAUGGGGUUCAGGGACUGAUGCAGAAAGCCACUCCAAAGCGGCAUGGGGCCACCCCAUUGCCAGGACCCUUGGCUGGCCACCUGCCAGUCUUUGAUCAUGGCGAAAAGCCUGAGCGAGGCAAAGAGAGACUGCCUUUUCCCAGAAUGUGGCCUCUUGAGCCUGGUGCCCAGAAUGUAGCCACUGGCAGCAAUGAUCACAGCAAUGGAGAAAGUGGUGCCUUUAGAGGAGAAGCAGGACAACUUGCCUCAGCAGCUGUUAAGAACCUGCUACAUCAAAUCAUAAAGCACCUCAUGCAGAACAUUGCAGGCAACCCCUCCAGGAGCAGCCACACCCCAGAGGUGGUGGCCAGGAUGGUCCGGAGAAACGCAGUCGGGUCCAGGAACUCCCGAGAGCAGGCAGCCCUGCAGGUCCCAGCCCUCCUGCAACAGAUCCAGAACAUGGACGUUCUCCUGGCCAACUGGAGUCCCAAGGAGAUUCAGGGACUCCUAGAAAUUCAGCGGAAGUUGCAGGCCCUUGCAACAGAUGAGCCAGCAGCAGAGAGGAGAGGCAGAUCCGAGCGGCCCGCACGGAGAGCGCACUCCAUCACAUCUCUCUGCGACAUUGCCCCCCCAGCCUCAAGAGUGGGGCAGCAGGAUUUCUCUGCCCGGCAGAUCUUGCAAACUCUGGUGGGUGCUGAUUUCCUAGCCGGCAUAAAGUCUGCCAGCCGUCUGCGGGGCUCUUCAGCACAACCGUCAACCAAGCAGAAGCGGACGUACAAGCUCUGA